Messenger RNA from Gigantopelta aegis, 7020 nucleotides. Its product is annotated as C-Maf-inducing protein-like. The coding region runs from base 1 to 1518 and encodes 505 amino acids. The record is from RefSeq and is a predicted model, not a curated record. The transcript is spliced from 15 exons. Lineage: Eukaryota; Metazoa; Mollusca; Gastropoda; Neomphalida; Peltospiridae.
AUGGAGGAGGGGAGUAUGAUAGAUGUGUCCCUGACGACGCCUAUUCAGGAUAUAUCUGUCUACCAGUUCCCACUGGAACUCGUCUCUGAAGUGCUUCAACAGCAGAAUUCCGAUGUUAUUACCAAAAUUGCUCAUGAAAAUAUUAUUUAUGCUUUGGCUCCUUUACUAGAAAACAACCAUCCCACUCAAGAAAUCUGUGAUUUUUUCAGCAAGCAUUGCAAAAAUAGUCCUCGGUCCAGUAUAGUCAUAGAAUUGUUCACCCCUGUAGUUCAAAGGAUACUGAAGCAUAACAUGGACUUUGGUAAAAACCCUCCAAUGAGAUUCUUUGUUCAGGAGUACAUCCAAGCCCUGAACUGCCAGAAUGACGGGAUCCGAGUUGUCCAGAACUUUGUUAAAAGCAUGCAUGGACCAGCCCAUUGUUGUCCACAUCCUAGAGUCCUGCCCAAUCUGGUGGCCGUCUGUCUGGCAGCGAUUUACAACUUUUACGAGGAAAAGAACAAUGCUAUGCAAAGCAACCUAGAUGGCUGCUACGACCAAAAUGAAUGGACGUUGAAGAUUCUGUGUUACAUAUCGAUGCUGGAGACAAUGGCUCUGUAUGAUGACUGGCGCUUUGUGCUUGGCAGCUUACUCCAGCCCAUUCCAUUUCCUGAUGAUGCAAUUGCAGAUGAGGUCUUCACAUCAAACAUGAAGACCGUGAUCCGUAGUAUUGCUGUGGACAAGAACUGCGAUGUCCAUCAGACGGUGCUUGGUAUCCGAGAGGGCAAGGAAGGAUGGUUUCAUCUCUACUGUCCAGGAGGAAUCGCCUGCGAUGAUGAAGGCAAACUGUGGGGCGUCAUGUUGAAAACGUUGAUUCAGUGUUGCUGCAAGCGGAAGCGCUUCCUGCAGGGCAUGAUAAAGAUGAUCGAGCCGACAAUGCUGCUGGCACUGCGUGACUGCGUGUCUGCGAUGGAGGUGCUGUGUGCGAUGCUGGAGCUGGAGGUGAUCGGCAGCCAGGACCUCAAGAUGCAGAUCAUCACCACGCUGCAGAGCACCACAGAGGGCAAACAGAUGUACGUGGCGCUGUGUGAACGACAGAUCGCUCUCAGGGAACUACAACAGAAAGGAGGCCCAAAGAAACUCACAUUGCCAUCCAAGUCUACAGAUGCUGACCUUUCGAAGAUGCUAAGUUCAGGGUCGUUUGGAAACUUGGAGUGCCUAAGUCUAGCCUUCACGCAGGUGACCAGUUCCUGUGCCCACGAACUCGUCAAGCUGCCCUCUCUCAGAUACCUGAAUCUCUGGUCCACCCAGUUUGGUGAUGUGGGUGUUCAGCUGAUCUCGGAACACCUUCACAAGUUACAAGUGUUGAACCUAUGUGAGACGCCAGUCACAGAUAAAGGACUCAUUUGUCUUGGAGGUUUGAAAAACCUACGCAAACUGAAUCUGAACAGUACAAUAUUGUCAGCAUUGACUUUUGAGUGGCUCAAGGAGAAACUUCCAGCUUUACAGGAGUGUGACGUCAGAUACACAGACGCCUGGUGACAUGAGUAACACCUGCUUGACACACGACGCUCAACAGAGGACCCUUCUACGACUGUACGCCAACGACAGUACAAAUACGACCUCAACAAUUGUGGUUGGGAGAGGGACCAGAAAGAGACUCUUAUCUAAUGUGCCUACAAGCUGCUAUUUGUGUGUGUCUGCAGGAGCUGCAGCCUCUUUAAGGCUUGUUACUACAUGCACAGUGCAUGUAGAGACUCAAAGCUCUUUAAAGAUUCUGUACAAAACAAAACAAAACAAAAGAAAACCCUUUGACAUUCGCAACAUACAGAUAUUCCAGCUGUAUGAUGGACUGAAAUAUCAGUUUAAACAGUUGAAGACAUUCAGAUGUGCUGUUUGUGAUUUUUCUUUUUUUAAAGAGUUGAAAAUGGACAUUCAGAUUUCUGUUUGUGAUUCAGUUUUAAAAAACAACAAAGAGUUGAAAAUGGACAUUAAGAUGUCUGUUUGUGAUUCAGUUUUUAAAUAAGAGAGAGAUUGUUGAAAAUGGAGACAUUCAGAUAUUCUGUUCAUGAUUCAAUGAAAAAUCUUGAAAUUGGAGACAUUCAGAAUUCUGUUUGUGAUUUAGUUUUAAAAAGAAAAAAGGAGAUGUUCAGAUAUUCUGUUCAAGAUUCAAUGAAAAAAGUUGAAAUCAGAGUCAUACAUGACGUUGUGAUUCGGGAAAAGUAUGAAAUGAAAUUGAAAGUUGAAAUUUAACACAUGCAAAUAAUUCCAACUGUUUGUCAUAGAGUGGAAUAACAAAUUGAAAUCUAAAAUGUGAUGGUAUUCCAACCAUUUGUCAUAGAGUGGAAUAACAAAUUGAAAUCUAAAAUGUGAUGGUAUUCCAACUGUUUGUCAUAGAGUGGAAUAACAAAUUGAAAUCUAAAACGUGAUGGUAUUCCAACUGUUUGUUGUCAUAGAGUGGAAUAACAAAUUGAAAUCUAAAACGUGAUGGUAUUCCAACGGUUUGUCAUAGAGUGGAAUAAAAAAUUGAAAUCUAAAACGUGAUGGUAUUCCAACUGUUUGUUGUCAUAGAGUGGAAUAACAAAUUGAAAUCUAAAACGUGAUGGUAUUCCAACCGUUUGUCAUAGAGUGGAAUAACAAAUUGAAAUCUAAAACGUGAUGGUAUUCCAACCGUUUGUCAUAGAGUGGAAUAACAAAUUGAAAUCUAAAACGUGAUGGUAUUCCAACCGUUUGUCAUAGAGUGGAAUAACAAAUUGAAAUCUAAAACGUGAUGGUAUUCCAACCGUUUGUCAUAGAGUGGAAUAACAAAUUGAAAUCUAAAACGUGAUGGUAUUCCAACGGUUUGUUGUCAUAGAGUGGAAUAACAAAUUGAAAUCUAAAAUGUGAUGGUAUUCCAACCGUUUGUCAUAGAGUGGAAUAACAAAUUGAAAUCUAAAACGUGAUGGUAUUCCAACCGUUUGUCAUAGAGUGGAAUAACAAAUUGAAAUCUAAAAUGUGAUGGUAUUCCAACCGUUUGUCAUAGAGUGGAAUAACAAAUUGAAAUCUAAAACGUGAUGGUAUUCCAACCGUUUGUCAUAGAGUGGAAUAACAAAUUGAAAUCUAAAACGUGAUGGUAUUCCAACCGUUUGUCAUAGACAGGAAUAACAAACUGAAAUCUAAAACGUGAUGGUAUUCCAACUGUUUGUCAUAGAGUGGAAUAACAAAUUGAAAUCUAAAACGUGAUGGUAUUCCAACCGUUUGUCAUAGACAGGAAUAACAAAUUGAAAUCUAAAACGUGAUGGUAUUCCAACCGUUUGUCAUAGAGUGGAAUAACAAAUUGAAAUCUAAAACGUGAUGGUAUUCCAACCGUUUGUCAUAGAGUGGAAUAACAAAUUGAAAUCUAAAACGUGAUGGUAUUCCAACCGUUUGUCAUAGAGUGGAAUAACAAAUUGAAAUCUAAAACGUGAUGGUAUUCCAACCGUUUGUCAUAGAGUGGAAUAACAAAUUGAAAUCUAAAAUGUGAUGGUAUUCCAAAUAUUUGCUGUUAGUUGAACGACUGGAAACCCAUGACAAUCAAAUAAUUCGAUUGGUUGCAGUUCAGGUAAAACUUUGAAAUCUGAAUCGUAUAUACUAUUCAGUAAAAAAAAAGUUUAAAUCUGAGACAAUUAGAUCUCAUUACGAGAUUCUAGGUUUUACAGUUAUGUGCAAAAGUUGGAAUCUCAAUCAGGCAGUGAUUUAGUGAAAACGUUGCACCAGAGCCAGUCAGAUAUUUCUGAUAUUUUCUAUUUCAAACAAAAGUUCCAAAUCUAAGACCUGUAAAUAAUUACAAAUAAAAUCUCGUAAAAAUUCCAUCAUUUUUUUUUUUAUUCUAUACAAAAACAAAAUGAAAUCCAUAUAUAUUAAAAUCAGGUUGUUUAUUGUUAGACAAAGAUUUUAGUGACUUGUAAUAUGUGCAAAAUUAACACCAUCAAAUACAGAUUCCAGUAUUUGCAAAUAUGUGGUAAAGUUUCGAGAUACAAGUAGAGAAUCCAGUGGUUUGUAAAUGUGUGCAAAAGUUACCAUCUAAUACAGAUUCCAAUGGUUGCAAAUAUGUGCAAAAGUGGAGAUACAGUUAACAUGUUACAUGUAUAUAGAUUCCAAUGGUUGCAAAUAUGUAUAAAGGUUGAGAUACGGUUAACAUGAUAACUUCUAGUGGUUUGCAAAUGUGUGCAAAAGUUGAAACAGUUACCUUUUUGCACAGAUAUUCCAUUGGUUAACAAAUCUGUGCAAAAUUGAAAGAGUUAUGUUAACAGAUUCCUGUGGUUUGCAAAUGUCUGCAAAAGUUGUAACAAUUAUCAUGUUACACAAAGAUUUUCCAAAGUCUUCAGUGUUAGUGACCAUGAUUGUUAAAUGAAUGACAUCAAAUGGUGUUAGAGAUGGUGAAUAAAUGACACAGGCUACCUGUAACAGUUUGAGUGUUUAGAGAUGGUGGGAGUGUUCAAACAGCAUAUGAACCAACUGUUUGAGUGUUUAGAGAUGGUGGGAGUGUUCAAACAGUAUAUGAACCAACUGUUUAAGUGUUUAGAGAUGGCGGGAGUGUUAAAGAGAAGGACACACAAGCUAUCAGUUUCAGACUAUUGAAAUUGAAACCUGUAUCUUUAUCAACAUUUUGAACAGAAUGUGAGAAAUGAACAAAUAUGGAAGCAUACUGUCACGCUCUUGUGCAUACAACCUUUAUGCUGACUGAUACAGCGAUACAAUCUUGAAUUUGCCAAUGUUUGUUUUUGUCCAGUUUAAGGUGGCAAGUUCAUAAAAAAUUACUAUCUGGGCUGAGUUCAGCCAGACUGAGCACAAAAAUGUCUGCUAGACUGGUUUAUGUGCUUUACGUUAAACUGAAUGACCACUUCGGAAACCAGUCAAAAUAGUUUGCAAACGUUAGUGAUAAAUAGCUGGCUGAACUCAAGUCUGGACUGAUACUGUGUAGUACAUACUGUACAUACUGUACCACAUAGUAUUACAUACUACAGUUACCUUGCUUGUCCACUAGUGCAUGUGCAUUCGCUGAUGUGGAUACGCUAAAAUACCACACAAUGAAAUAACUGUGUUCUUUUUUCAGGUCCGGCAUAUAUGGCUACAGAUUUGUUUUCUUUCAUCCGGAUCAUGUAGCAGUAUAGAUCCAAAAACAUAUCCGAAAACACACACGUGGAUAUAAAAGCGUACUGGUAACACACAAAUGGACACACACAUACAAAACAUAUCCACGUUUGCAUCCACAAUGCAUAAGCAUAAGUGAACAUGCAACUUUAUACUGUGCACUAUUUAAUACUAUGUAUUAUACUAUGUAUUGAGAAGUAAAUUUGCAUUGCAUGAUAAAAAGUUAAGAUUCUUUUUAUUUUUUGGAAUAUUUUGUCCAUAUACAUGCAUACAAAGCAUUGAACAUACCAGAAUAGCAAUUGUUGUCAAUAAAAUGGAAAUGAAAAAAUAUAUCUUGGCGAGAAAAAACAAAGGCUUGGGUACUUGCAGUGCAUCCAUUCUGCACACCCCACCACCUCUCCAACACCCCCCACCCCCUCUCCAACACACCCACCCCCUCUCAACACACUCACCCCCUCUCCAACACAGCCAAACCCCUCUCCAACACACCCACCCCACUCCAACACAUCCACCCCUUAUCCAACACACCCCACACCCUCUCCAACACACACACACACACACUCUCCAACACACCCCACCCCCUCUCCCACACACACACACACACCCUCUCCAACACACACCACCUCUCCAACAAGCCCCAAACUGUCUGAUGUGCCAUGAUCAAAGUUGUUUCACUAUAAACUUCGAACAGCCCAGAAUAACAAUUCUUGUUGAUAAAAUGGAAAGAAAAAAUAAAUUGCCGAGAAACAAACAGAGGCUUGGGUCCUUGCAAUGAAACAUUUUGCACACCCCACCUCCUCUCCAACACACGCUGUGUUACAGACCUGUUUGAUGUGCCAUGAUCAAAGUUGUUUCAGUACAAACUUUUGCCUUGAUCAAUUGGAAUUCUGUAUGUCAAUCAUACAGAUGUCGAUUACUGUACCAUCAUAUACAUGUGACAACAUUUCGACAUAACCCAUUGCAUGUAAUAUGUAUAUAUAUUAUACUUGUGAGCAGUGCUCAUUAUUACACUUGACUUUCUACUUGUGUGUUUUGAAUGUGUAAUAUGUGUCACUGUUGUGAAAUGUCUUUUAGUUCUUUAAAGUCAGGAGACAUUCAUUUUAAUGCUGUGCACUUGAAAUGUUUCAAGAAAAUCAAAAUGUUCAUAUUUUUUUUUAAAUAUUCCUUACUGUCUGAUUGGUCUUGUUGAUCAAGACGGAAGUGUGUGUUUGAAAGUUCACCGAGAACGAUAUAGUGCUGAACCGCAAGCCUUAAGUAUUUGUACAUUGUAUAUAUAGUGCAUGACCUCUGCAUAUUUUGAUACACCUGUAACUUCUUUAUAUCGAUCUUCAUGUAAUCAGGCUUUCCAGUGUCUAAGAAAAUUGUAGAAGAACAAGUUCCAAUGCUUAUAUCCAUUGUAAAGAAAAAAAUAAUCUAGUAAUAGCAUUGUUUUACCACACCAGUGUCACUGGAAUUUUAGAACAAGCUUUAGUGCUUAUCCUUGUAAAUAGUUUUGUCCAGUAAUCGUGUUUUAUCACACUGAGAUAUUUUACUUAUUAUGUCUUGCCUUCAAGUGACAGACCCUAGUUUUUAAAUACUGCAGCAUAUUUUUCACUAUUGAAAAGGGUCUUUUUUAUCAUUGAAAUCAAACAUUACUAAGAUUUUUUUGUUUAGAUUAUCCAUUUCAGUACACCCAAAGUGUCUCUGGUCAUCCUGCUAGUUUUAAUACAUUGUAUCACAAAAUGCAUUUUUAAAAUUUUGUUUAAAAAUGUACAUACCUCUGAGAAGUAAUGGUUAUGGAGAUAAGCUCUAGUCUAAUUAUAGAGGGCAUUUCCCCAUUUCAACAUCACAGACUCUAGUUUUACUCUGUUGUUAAAGUGUGUUUAGUUUAACAAGACCACUAGAGCACAUUGAUUUAUUAAUCAUCAGCUAUUGGAUGUAAAACAUUUGGCA